ACAAACUAACAAGCAACGGUAACUAAGCGACCACAACAAACAAUCACAGUAUUCACGUAAUUUUGCGGUUCACUCGUCUGGUCGAAGCCCCCUAAAACAUUGAAGAAGAAGAAGACUGAAGAAAAGGAAGUCGAAAAAAAGAAGAACCUGCACUAACUAGAUCCUAAAACACUGAAUAAGAAGUCCAUGAUGAAACUGCUGCCAAUGGUGGUCCUCCUUUGCCGCCGUGACGAGGUGUAGAGACUCGAGUUUCUCAGCAUGGGCAGCAGGACGGACAGGAGGGCCAGGACAAGGAGGAAGGAGGGGCAGGAGGAGGAGUACGAGUAUGUCUGUCCUCCGUGGAACUUCUCGUGGGUGGUGCCGCAAGAAAUCUGUGGCUCGGCCUGGCCGGAGAGUGUGGCCAACAUUGACUUCCUCAGGAGUGAGGGCGUGGGCGUGGUGGUGAGCCUGAGCAGUGAGCGGCGGCCACACCGGUCUGCCGCUGACAGUAUGGAGUGUCACCUCAUCCCUGUGGAGGAGUUUGAGGAUCCCACCAUGAAACAGAUCACUCAGUUCAUUGACAUCUGUGAUCAGGCGCGGCAGGCAAAGAAAGGUGUGUGUGUACACUGCCGCAUGGGCCGUGGAAGAACUGGUGUCAUGUUGGCGUGUUACCUCAUGAAGUUCUACUCACAGCCACCUGACGCUGCCAUGCGCAACGUAAGGCUCAUGAGGCCAGGCAGUGUGGAGACUAGGGAGCAGGAGCGAGCUGUCAGGAAAUUCCAUGACUACCUCCACUGGGGUCAUGAAUAAAUGAGGCAGCUUGUGGUGAAGUCUUCAGUGCACAGCUGUGGUGACCCUGGAGUAACAAUUCAAGCCUUGCUGCUACCAGCUGACAAUUUUCAACCAUCACCUAGUGACUGAAGAUCACCUAUGUGCUGUAGAUCAACCCAAAGUUCAUUGACCUCUAUCAUGUAGUGCAAACCAGCUUGUCUAAAUCAGGAAAAUGUAUUACAGCAACAAAAAAUAUCUAGGACAAAUGAUCAGCACUCUAUAUGGAAGUCUACCAUGCUAUGGGUCCUGCAAAUAAAAUAAAAAAUAAGGUCCAUUGCAAUCUGUAGUGAAGACAUAAAGAACACUGAGCUUUCCUCACAUCAAAAGUUGUCCUCAUCCUGUUAAUAACUCAUACCACUAAUGUAACAGAAUUCCACCUUC
Eriocheir sinensis (Chinese mitten crab) is the source of this 1191-nucleotide messenger RNA. RefSeq names its product dual specificity protein phosphatase 23-like. NCBI's taxonomy places the organism in Eukaryota, Metazoa, Arthropoda, Malacostraca, Decapoda, Varunidae. Gene Ontology annotation, molecular function: protein tyrosine/serine/threonine phosphatase activity. The record is from RefSeq and is a predicted model, not a curated record. Gene Ontology annotation, biological process: cilium assembly; protein dephosphorylation. The coding region runs from base 259 to 789 and encodes 176 amino acids. The transcript has 3 exons.